AUGAGGCCGCUGCAGGUGCUGCCCCUCCCCCACCUGGCGCUGCUGCUGCUGCUGCUGCUGCUGAGCCCCGCGGGGGGCGGGGCCGCGCACCUGGCACACCUGGGACAGCCCCAGGUAGCCCCGGAGUCGCCGCUGGAGCCGAGAGCGCCGGCCCCGAUGGGGGAUGGGCAGCGCACCUGGCGCGGCCGCCGGCACAGCCCCCACUUCCCGCUCUGCUCCUUCUGCUGCGCCUGCUGCAACAACCCCGGCUGCGGCUUCUGCUGCCGCACCUGAGCGCACCUGGGCGCACCUGGGCACGGCUGAGAUACACCUGAGAGACACCUGAGAGA
Molecule: messenger RNA, 329 nt
Organism: Haemorhous mexicanus (house finch)
Lineage: Eukaryota; Metazoa; Chordata; Aves; Passeriformes; Fringillidae
Gene: HAMP
Product: hepcidin antimicrobial peptide
Exons: 3
Coding region: 1-273 (90 amino acids)
Biological process (GO): intracellular iron ion homeostasis
Cellular component (GO): extracellular region
Source: RefSeq, a predicted model, not a curated record